Symbiodinium sp. CCMP2592 is the source of this 1569-nucleotide messenger RNA. Lineage: Eukaryota; Dinophyceae; Suessiales; Symbiodiniaceae. The record is from the annotation of a GenBank genome assembly.
AUGGCAGGAAAAGGCGAAGAUUUCCUUCGUGAUCUAUCCUUUUCGGGGAUUCCUUCGGAGUACCGCCAGUUUCGGCGGAAGAUCCUCCUCAGCGUUGCCAGCCUGGAACCUAAGCAGAUCCGUUUGGCAGGACCGAAGAUCCUGACACGGCUGUCGGGUGAAGCCUGGCGAGCUACGGAGCACCUGAGUGUGGGUGAACUUCGUUCAGAGAAUGGAUGGAGUAAGGUGCUUGCGGCGCUCGACUCUCACUACCGCUUCCUCCCGGAGACGGAGCUGAACGAGAGUGUCGACGAGUUCCUCUUCGGCCUGAAGCGGAGGCCGAAUGAAGGGCCAACGGCCUUCAUCUCAAGGUUUAAGACGGCCUUGAGCAGACUGGAGACCCUGAUCGCGGCGGACAAGGCCGCACAGAGGAGCGACCCGAAGCGGCGUCGCCGCAAGACUGCCCCCACCAAGCCGGUGGAGACGUCGGGGAGCUCGGAGUCGGACAUCUCCAGCAUGGACCGCGGCGGCAUGACCGAGGAGAAUGUCAGGCAGGCCGCUGCCUCCGCGGCAGCCGCUGACCGGGAGACGGCCGCCGAUGAACGACCGGCUGCCAAGACAGUUGGAAGCUUCGUGGGGGACAAGUCCCCGACCAAGAAGGGCGGACCACCGUCCGCAGGGAGCCGCGGUACGCAGAAGGCGGAUGAGGACCGGGCUCAGCGGAAGAUGAUGGAGGACCUGGAGCUCUUGGAGGUCGGGCACCUCAAGCUGAAGCCGGUCUUCCCGGCGGUGGUCCUGGGGCACCUCUUCGCGGAAGUAUGGGCUGACGUGGAGCGCAUUAUCUGGGCCAGCGACUUUGAGGACCGCCGGCAAGAAACCAACCGGGAUGGACGGAGGCCGGCGGGGAAGCCCGGCCGUGAAGGAGUGUUCGCGGCUACUACGGAAAGCCCUUCGAUGUCCGAACCUUCCGUGCAAUCCUCGGGCGAGGAAGCCAUGGAGGCCGACCUGGAGACUGAAGAUGAAGAGGUUCAGGAAGAGCUGCUGGCGGCCUACGAGGCGCAGAAGAAGGCCAAGGACGGGGUGAAGAAGCACUUCAAGAACUACCGCGACCAACGGCGAAAGGUGCGGGAGAUCCGCAAAACCCGCCAGCCGUACAUGCCAGUGGUGGCGCUGGCCCCAGAAGGCCAGGCCUCUUCCUCCACCGCGGUGGCCGGUGCUGCGCAACUGCAGCCCACCUUCCGGUAUGACCGCAAGGGCAAGCAAGAUGGAAAGAAGCGAGAUAACCAUCGGACUAAGAGAGAGGAUGUGCACUUGCUCCAGAGCCAGGUCCUGACCGAGUUUGCCUACAUGUUGGACCUGGAGAAUGCCGCCUCGGACAGUGAAGUCGAGGUCCUCCUGGCAUCAAUUCCGGAAGGCCACGCCAUUCUGGAUACAGGGUGUACUUCUUCGGUUGUCGGCGAACGCACCGCCGACCGCCUCACCAAGUUCCUUGUCUCUCGUGGUGUUCAAGGGCCCGAGUCAUUGGACCUACCUCCGGUGCAACUUCGAGCACCACUUCGAGCAAAGGCUUGCGAUGGACUAUUUGUCUAG